This is a messenger RNA of Arachis ipaensis, 868 nucleotides long. Its product is annotated as histone H3.3-like. The record is from RefSeq and is a predicted model, not a curated record. Gene Ontology annotation, molecular function: DNA binding; structural constituent of chromatin; protein heterodimerization activity. Gene Ontology annotation, cellular component: nucleosome. Lineage: Eukaryota; Viridiplantae; Streptophyta; Magnoliopsida; Fabales; Fabaceae.
UCAUUCUUCUUUUCGCAUUAUUCCAAAUUCAGUUUUCUCCCGUUUUCAUCUUCUAUGGCUCGCACGAAGCAAACUGCUCGCAAGUCCACCGGUGGCAAAGCCCCUAGAAAGGAACUCGCUAGGAAGGCUGCGAAGAAAUCUGCUCCAACAAUGGGUGGAGUGAAGAAGCCGCAUCGUUUUCGCCCUGGAACUGUUGCCCUACGUGAGAUACGAAAAUACCAAAAGAGUACCGAGCUUCUGAUUCGCAAGUUACCAUUCCAGCGUUUCGUUCGUGAAAUCGCUCAGAACUUCAAGACGGACCUGAGGUUUCAGAGCCAUGCGGUUCUUGCACUUCAGGAGGCAGUGGAGGCUUAUCUAGUGGGACUCUUUGAGGACACAAACUUGUGUGCGAUCCACGCCAAGAGAGUUACCAUUAUGCCCAAGGACCUUCAGCUUGCCAGGCGUAUCCGUGGCGACCGUGCUUAAUAAUUAUUAAUUAAUUAGUUUGUUUUAAUUUCUUUUGUUUCAUUCUGAAAUUCCAUUCUUCUGCUCUGCAUAUUUUCCCUUUCUCUAAUGGUAGAUGUUAGGAUUCAUAACAAACUUAUAAUGUGAACAUUUCGUUCUUGCCUAUCUCUCUCUCUCUAUAUAUAUAUAUAUAUAUAAAGUAUAGAGAGCCAAUGACCUAAGCGUACAAUGUGUACAAUGAAAGUUUAGAAAGUAUUAGAAAUAUUAUUAUUAGUGUUACAUUGUCUUGUCAAGUUACGCUUUUGGAAUGAGUGGUUUCAGGACAUGGUAUAAGAAUUCCAGAUCCGGAAUAUAUAUAGACACACGUUCGUUUAUCUGUUUGUCAACUUCUCUUUUUGUUAAUAUUUAAUUCGCUCUCACGCAA